Molecule: messenger RNA, 582 nt
Organism: Vicia villosa (hairy vetch)
Lineage: Eukaryota; Viridiplantae; Streptophyta; Magnoliopsida; Fabales; Fabaceae
Exons: 1
Coding region: 1-582 (193 amino acids)
Molecular function (GO): nucleic acid binding; RNA-DNA hybrid ribonuclease activity
Source: RefSeq, a predicted model, not a curated record
AUGCUUAUAUGUCAGCGGGCAAAUCACUUGUUGACAGAUUGGAAAGAGGCCCAGCAGUAUUGUCCCAGCAAUGGGAUUAUUAAUUCCCCGCCAGCUAUUAUCAGAUGGGAAAAGCCGCAGAGGGGCAGAUUUAAGUGCAAUAUUGAUGUCGCUUUUUCUCAUAAUAAGGUUGAUUUUGGUGCUUGCAUAAGAGAUGAAAUGGGUAAUUUCAUUGUAGCCCGGACAAAAUGGUUUUCACCUUGCACCGACGUUGUUAUUGGAGAGGCUCUUGGCCUUCUGAAAGCUUUAAACUGGGUCCAUGAUAUGGGGUACGACAAUAUGGAUUUUGAAUUAGAUGCUAAGCGAGUUGUGGAUAGUGUGACCAUUCUGAGACCUAAUGACUCGGAUCUUGGAGCUAUUACGGGAGAAUGUAACCGGUUGAUAGCUCUUUUCUUUAGGAACUCUCAUGUUAAGUUCGUUAGAAGACAAGCUAAUGAGGUUGCUCACGCUCUUGCACGGGUGGCUCCAUUAAUGGCUAGUUUUCAUAAUUUCUAUGAUAUUCCAACAUGUAUUCGGAAUAUUAUUAUUAAUGAAAUGAGUUAA